Messenger RNA from Boleophthalmus pectinirostris (great blue-spotted mudskipper), 570 nucleotides. It is a transcript of the gene fgfbp1a, whose product is annotated as fibroblast growth factor binding protein 1a. The transcript has a single exon. Bases 1 to 570 code for a protein of 189 amino acids. NCBI's taxonomy places the organism in Eukaryota, Metazoa, Chordata, Actinopteri, Gobiiformes, Gobiidae. The record is from RefSeq and is a predicted model, not a curated record. Gene Ontology annotation, biological process: cell-cell signaling. Gene Ontology annotation, molecular function: growth factor binding.
AUGGCUUUCCUCACCAACGCCACCAUCCUGCUGAUCCUGGCCUGCGUCUCCCACCAGGCGCUCGCCAAUGCUCGCAGGACUGCCAGGACACCCCGGCAAGCCAGGUCCCCUCAGCCCAUCAGGGGAAAGACUGUGACCAAAGACAAAGCCGAGUGCACUUGGGCUGCUACGGGCGACGACGUCUUCACCUUGGGCGUGACCUGCAAGAAAGCGGGGAAGAGAAUUAGCUGUGAUUAUGUAGCCCGACCAAAUCUGUGCGCGCAGUUUGCCGGCAAUCCCAAACUCUACUGGAGGCAGAUUGCGCGGAGUCUAAAGAAACAGAAGGAUUUGUGUCAGGAUAGCAAUGCGUUGGUAAAAGCAGGGAUGUGUAGAAAGGCUCCGAGAGAUGCUCAUUUCAGGUUGGGGAAGGCAGACAGCAAGGCCGGCCCACGUAGCGGUCCCAAGCCGUCACCCCCAGCUGUCAGGUCCUGUCAGCCGGCUAACAAGAAGCUAGCACAAGAAUACUGCAAACACGCCUGGUCAACUUUCUGCACUUUCUUUUUCACUAUGGUAAAAGACCAAGACUGUUGA